This is a messenger RNA of Ostreococcus lucimarinus CCE9901, 1641 nucleotides long. RefSeq lists its product with no specific name. Gene Ontology annotation, molecular function: ATP binding; tRNA binding; glutamate-tRNA ligase activity. Bases 1 to 1641 code for a protein of 546 amino acids. Gene Ontology annotation, biological process: glutamyl-tRNA aminoacylation. Lineage: Eukaryota; Viridiplantae; Chlorophyta; Mamiellophyceae; Mamiellales; Bathycoccaceae. The record is from RefSeq and is a predicted model, not a curated record. The transcript has a single exon.
AUGCUGAGCUCGAGGCUGACGCACGCGACGCUCGAAAGACGCGCGUCGAGCUUGAGGUUUUCCAAAGCCGCGAACGCGCGAAGAAACGCGCGCGGUGCGACGAUCACGGCGAGCGGGUUGAACAUCACGCCGCCGGUGAGCGAUGGGACGGUGCGCGUGCGGUUUGCGCCAUCGCCGACGGGGUCUUUACACGUCGGUGGCGCGCGCACGGCGUUGUUUAAUUACCUGUACGCGAAGAAGAUGGGUGGUAAAUUCGUGCUUCGAGUCGAGGAUACGGAUCAAGCGCGAUCGACGCGCGCGAGCGAAGAUAGCAUGGUUGCCGAUUUGAAAUGGCUUGGGCUGGAUUGGGACGAAGGACCCGACGUCGGUGGGCCGUGUGGGCCGUACAGGCAGAGCGAGAGAGGUGAAAUUUACAAGGCGCUCGCCGAGAAGCUCGUGGCGAGCGGACACGUGUACCCGUGCUUUUGCACGGAUGAAGAGUUGGAAGCGAUGAAGGCUGAGGCAGAGGAGAAGAAGCUUCCGCCGAAGUACAUGGGGAAGUGGGCCACGGCGAGUGAGGCGGAGGUGAAGGAAAUGAUGGACAAGGGAGUUCCGUUUACGUAUCGCUUCCGCGUGCCGGAGGGCGAACGCAUUGAAAUCGACGACAUGGUGCGGGGUAAGGUUGGUUGGGAUACGAACACGCUCGGCGAUUUCGUGGUGUUGCGCUCCAACGGUAUGCCCGUGUACAACUUUUGCGUCGCCGUGGACGACGCCACCAUGGGAAUCACCCACGUGUUGCGCGCCGAGGAGCACUUGCCGAACACGCUUCGCCAGGCGCUCGUGUACAACGCCCUCGGCUUCCCGCUUCCGACGUUCGCGCACAUGUCCCUCAUUCUCGCCCCGGAUCGUUCCAAGCUUUCCAAGCGCCACGGUGCGACAUCGGUCGGGCAAUUCAAGGAUGAAGGCUACCUGAGCAAGACCAUGGUCAACUAUCUCUCACUCUUGGGUUGGAACGACGGCACCGAGCAAGAAAUUUAUGAGAAGGCAGAGCUCGAGAAGCUCUUUAGCGUCGAACGCAUCAACAAAUCGCCCGCGGUGUUCGACAAGGUGAAGUUGAACUGGAUGAAUGGUCAGCAUCUUCGCUUGCUUCCGGACGCCGACGUAGAGGCACUCGUUGGUGAGGCGCUGGUGGCUUCGGACUUGUUGAAGGAAUCCUCCGGCGCGACGGUGCAAGCCAUCAUUCCUCUCAUCAAAGAAUCCAUCGAACUCGUCGAGGACGCCGUUCCGCAGGUGCAAGCCAUGUUUGAGUUCCCAUUGAAGGAAAACAUGGGCGAUGAUGCGAUGAAGAAGGUGCUUGAUGACGAUUUUGAACCUAUCGUCGACGCCAUUGUCAAGGCGCACGCGAGCGGCGAACUCGCCGCGGCGGUGAAGGAAGGCACGGUGAAGCAAUUCAUCAACGCCACGGGCAAGGCCCUCGAUCGUAAGGGAAAGAGACUUUUUAUGCCUUUCCGCAUUGCGCUUACCGGUCGUAUGCAAGGUCCGGAUGUCGGUGAAGUGCUCACGCUUCUCGACAAAGCUGCCGGCUCGAGCGACAAGAUUGUGUCGCUCGACGACAGAGUCGCCGCCCUCAAGGCGGCUUUCCCAGCCGCUGUCGCAAACUAA